GAGGUAAUGGAAGUCCUGGGCGCCCACCCCGGCACCAUCUGGUCGGAGCGGGACGAGGCGAGCCAAGGCAAGCUUGAAGAGGAAGCAAACACGACGGCGCUCCUAGCCGAGCAGGUCCUCGAGCUACAGGCGGCGGACCAGCGUUGCCAGAAGCUCCUGGCGGACACGUCUGAGGAGCAGCGCGCGCUGGAGCUGAAGGUCCAGAUGGCGGAGGACGAGGCAGCGCAGCUCUCCCACAGGUCGCACGAGCAGAGCCAGAAGAUCUCGCAGCUCGAGCAGGCCCUGGCGGAGCUGCAGGAGCGCCGUGGCGCGGCGGCGGGAACCCUCUCCCCAGCGCGCAGGGCUGAGGGGCGCGCCCCGUUCGCGGAGGUCCCCGCCUUCCCGCGCCUGGCCUCGGGCAGCGGCGCGCAGACGGAGGAACUCGAGGUCGGCGUCGGGGGGGGCCAGCAGAACACCGCAGAGCACGGGCAGAGCAACGGCGACGCUCAGGGGGCGCACGGGGACCAGAAGAGCACCAAGCAGAACCAGGGCAGGCACCUGAACAUAGUGAAGACGGAGGAGCGCAACGGCACCGCGAUGGAGGGCGUCGGCAGCGAGUUCGACGACCAGGGCGGGACGCUGGGCGCCAACGCGGAGGAGGUGAGCACCAAGGGCGGCAAGGACGGCUCCGCGGGCAAGAACAUGCAGGGGGCCGUCGGCAACCAGCAGAGCACCGUGGGGAACCAGGGCAGUCACCUGCGCACCUACGCGACGAAGCAGAGCACCAGCGACGUGCAGGAGUACCAGGCGCGGUCGGCCCCUGACUGCCACUUCCACGACGGAUUCGCGUGCUUGGCCGAGAUCUCCGUCGACGAGGACGGCAGCGCGCAUGGCUUGGGCCCACGAGGCGAAGAGUAUGAGUUCGACGAUAGCUACGUCGUCGGCGACGAGAUGGUGUGGCUCCUGCAGUGCACCAAGGGAUCGCCGCCUUGCUACACGUACUCCGAGCUCUGCCUGCCAGCCAGCGAGGAGGAGCACGAGCCCUGGCAGCAGCCCUAA
Messenger RNA from Prorocentrum cordatum, 1038 nucleotides. The record is from the annotation of a GenBank genome assembly. NCBI's taxonomy places the organism in Eukaryota, Dinophyceae, Prorocentrales, Prorocentraceae.